CUUCUUGUUCCCUUUCCCCGACCCCUCCCCAAACGGCACGGCCCCAGGUGACGGAGGCCUCUCCUCUCCCCGCCCCGCCCGCGCGCGUCCCCUUAGCUCUGCCCCCAGGAGUCCCGCCGGCGGGGCUUUUCACAGGCGUCGCUUGCGCCAAAGCCAGCACCUCCCGAAGAGCCCUGCGCGUAAUUCGCUUCUCCGGGCGGCAACCUCCGACAAGUCCAGAGCCAGCUGGGUUGAGGAGUCCUGGCUUUGGCUGCGGAAGCCGGGCGGCCAGGCUCUCGGCGGUGGUCCCGCUGCCGCUGAAGAUGGAGCAGCUGCCCCACGAGAGCCACCAGCAGCAGGAGCGCGCUAGUUCGCACACGGUGACCACGACCAGCAGCUCCUUCGCGGCCACCUUCUCGUCCAGUUCGAGCACGCUCGCCUACGACAAGGAAUUUCUGAAGACGAUUCCCGGAGUCCUCAUGGUGGCUGAGAUCGUAUUAGGAUUGCUGGUAUGGACAUUGAUUGCUGGAACAGAAUAUUUCCUGUACCCUGUCUUUGGCUGGAUAAUGUUUGUGGCUGUGUUUUACUGGAUUCUUACACUCUUCUUUUUAAUCAUCUACAUAACGAUGACAUAUACUAGGAUUCCUCAAGUGCCAUGGACCACAGUUGGUCUGUGUUUUAAUGGGAGUGCCCUUCUCUUGUACUUAAUUGCUGCUAUUUCAGAAGCAUGUGCAGUCACCCAAGAACUUGACAGCCACAGUUACAAUAGUUGGGCAGCAUCUUCGUUCUUUGCCUUCGUUGUCACUUCCUGCUAUGGUGGAAAUGCCUAUUUUAGUUUUGUAUCUUGGAGAUCACGAACCUUGCAAUAAGUAUUACCUUUUAAUAAAAUAGCAGUUCUGUAUGUAAGUGUUACAUAAUUUUGAUUAAAAUGCGUAGGUAGUGUGGGUUUUACUCAGAAGUAAAAACAAAUGGUUCCAUUUGCAAAUGAUGGGAAGGAUAGUUCAUCUGACAGGAAUGGUUCUGAACACUGUUCUCUCAAUAACUUCUUCAUUUGGAAUUAUCAUUGUUUAUUGUGACAAAGCUCAGUUACAACAGACAAGAAGCAGAAGGAAGAACUGAUGGCAUAGGGAGGAUGAGAAGAAAGCACAGAAGCCAUUCAAUGCUGUUUCCACUGAGGGCACUUCCAUACAAUGUUGUGCCACUUUGAAAGCUGCUGUAGAUCUCAGGGUUCCUGUCAACAGUGUUAGAGAGCCGUGCUGUCAGCACUCAGCCUUGAUGUGUAGUGGCAAUGGGUCUUGGUUUUGUUUCCUUGUGUUUGAAUACUAUGAUUCUUUCUCCAUUGGAGGGAAUCACUGCCUCCCUCUUCCUGACCUUCAGGCUUUGCAAGAGAAGUGCCAUCUUGAUGGAACUGAAAGAGAAUUUGUCAAUUUCCCCUGUCCAGGUGGGACAAGGCAUGAGAAGUCCAAGACCACUGGAGCUUUACUUUCUUCUUUUGUGUUAAAUGGGAGGUGAUUUUUGUUCCUACAGCAAUGGCAGUAGCUUGGGUGAGGCAGUGAUUUUUCACUCGAGUUUCUCAGCAUUUUGGCUUGAGAGAAAUGUUCGCAGAUCACCUUCAAACUGGUUCUGAAGGUUUGGGGAAUGAAAUUAACAGCAUGAAAGUGCCCUGAACCACAAUGAGCAAACCAUAUUUUAGCCUAGCAUGUUAUGCAAACUUAGGCCAUGUAACCUCCCAUCCCCCCACCCUCGUAGGUUGGGAUAACCAUGGCUAAGUCAUCUAUGGAUAAGCAUGCUUAUGUGAACUCAGCACUGGUGUAUUCUCAUGACAAGACCAUGGUAUGAUUGUAUCAUCUAUAGAUUGGAUAGUGUGUACAUAUUAGUAAACAUGGAAGCCUUGCAUUGCAAAUCUACAGACCUUAUGCUGAAGUAAGCCCGACUGAAUUCCAUGGUAUUGAAUAGAGAAUUCAUUUAAUCCUUUCUGGUGUGUAUGUAUAGGACUGAAGUCUUACUUAAAUUUGAUGGACGGUAACAGCUGUGCCUAUGUGACAUGGAUUACCCAGUGAUAUCCUCCAUAAGUUCACUCCUCUGUGUGCCAACCACACAUGCCCAGAAUGUCUACAGCUAACAGCCCUGUCUUUAGGCUUGGAGCAGUUCCCUUCUCCCUUCCAGCCUUACCUUCAAGUAAGUAGUUCAUCUAAUCUCAAAGGAAUCAGAUUUGUCCAAAAAGACACCAACCAAGCCUCUUAGGCCACCUUCUCCCUGCCCUUAGUCAUGACCCAUUUAAAAUGUUUCCACUCAGGCACUGUACUAACAGGGCCACUGUGUGAUUAAAACUGGGAUUGAUUUAAAAUCUGUGGAAACUUUUGUAACAGGAAAAUAAUUGUAUCCUCCCUCAGAUAAAAUACUGCAAAUAGAA
Molecule: messenger RNA, 2392 nt
Organism: Candoia aspera
Lineage: Eukaryota; Metazoa; Chordata; Lepidosauria; Squamata; Candoiidae
Gene: CMTM8
Product: CKLF like MARVEL transmembrane domain containing 8
Exons: 4
Coding region: 303-848 (181 amino acids)
Biological process (GO): myelination
Cellular component (GO): membrane
Molecular function (GO): structural constituent of myelin sheath
Source: RefSeq, a predicted model, not a curated record